Messenger RNA from Nicotiana tabacum (common tobacco), 726 nucleotides. Lineage: Eukaryota; Viridiplantae; Streptophyta; Magnoliopsida; Solanales; Solanaceae. The record is from RefSeq and is a predicted model, not a curated record.
AUGCUACAUGUUGAAUUUUCUAUUAAUGAUCUUGGAGAUCUUUAUUUUUUUCUUGGAGCUCGUAUUUAUCGAACUUUUGUAGGUUUUCAUCUUUGUCAAGCUAAGUAUGCUAGGGAUAUUCUUGAUCGAGCUGGUCUUAUUGGUUGCAAGCCAGUUGCUACUCUAGUAUCUUCUUCUACUUCUUUGGACUCUUCAGUUUCCUCUCCAGUUGAAAGCUCCCUUUAUCACAGUUUGGUUGGUGCUUUGCAUUAUCUAACAUUUACGCGACUAGAUAUUUCUUAUGUUGUUAAUAGUGUCAGUCAAUAUCUGCAAUCCCCUCAGCCUCAUCAUUUUUUAGCGGUCAAACGCAUUUUAAGGUAUGUUGCUGGUACAUUGCAUCACGGUCUUUUGUUACAUCCUUCAAAUUCUAUCUCAUUAGCUGCUUACAUUAAUUCUUCUAAGAAGCAACACACCGUGUUUCGCUCUAGCACAAAGGCCGAAUAUCGCGCCAUGGCAUACACUGUUGCUGAUACUCUUUGGGUUCAGCAGUUAUUGUGUGAUCUUCAUAUUUAUCUUCCGGACCCUCCUCUUGUUUGUUGUGACAAUAUUAGUGCAUUAUACUUGACUGUGAAUCCUAUCUACCAUUCACGGGCAAAGCAUUUAGCUAUUGAUUUCCAUUUUGUUCGUGAACAGGUUGCUUCUGGCUAUUUUGGUGCGGUAUUUACCAACCGAUCAACAAGUUGCUGA